UUUGUCCAUGAAGAAAAAUCAGGAGUGGCAGGAGUGAGCUCAGUGAGCUCAGUGAGGAAUGAACGACUGAAGAAGAAAACUAGAUUUUAUGUUUUCUGAAGCUUAAUAACCUUCUCAAUCAUCCACUGUGUUGAGCUGAACAGAUAAAUUCCAUCACCUCAGGGAGCAGAAUCUGGACACAGCAGUGUGAUGUAUAGACACAGAGUGGGGCCCUACGUGGUACACACGAGGCAGCCAAACUAUAGAAUUCAACGAUGGUUUGUACUGGUUUUUAUCCUGGUGCUAGCAAUACUUGUAUGUGUCAAGAUCUUUAAAUAUACAGAAAUUACAGUGGACAACCUAUUCAGUUUUGAACAUGAAAAACUUGAUCGUGAAAUGUCCGUCUUAGCCGAAACCUCCAUUGUCAGAGCGCCGCAGAAUCAGUGUAGUCUCGUGCAGACAUGUCCUGAUGAACACUUUCCCUUUAAGAUUGCCACUGGAGCAGCAAAUGUCAUAGGUCCAAAGAUCUGUUUUAAUGGACAGGUUUUAAUGGGUGGACAGACAAAACCUUGGGGACAUGGACUUAAUAUUGCAGUUGUCAAUGGCAUUACUGGUCAACUUAUUGAUGCUGAUUCCUUUGACAUGUGGAGUGAUGAUGUUAAGCCACUUGUAGAAUAUCUCACAUCCAUUAAAAUUGGCUCUCUUGUGCUGAUAGCGUCCUGUGAUGAUCCAGCAACAAGGCUUAACGAUGAUGCAAGGACACUAAUAAGUCAACUUGGCAGCUCACAGAUUUCAAACCUGAGCUUCAGAGAUAACUGGAUCUUUGUGGGAGGAAAAGGAAUCAACACUUUAAAGCCGUUGGAGAAGUAUAUAAAAAAUGACAAAACAGUGAACCUCUAUGGAGACUGGCCAGAGAUGCUGGAGAUGGAGGGCUGUAUCCCACGAAAACAAGAGUAACCUGAACCUGGACAGAAUCAAACCAGCGUCACACUCAUCCAUCCCAGCCAUGCAUGAGACCAAUUUGAAUUUCCUCAGAAACCCUGAUUUUACGUGUGACCAUAGUUCUUACCAAACUUUGCUGAUGUUAACCAGCUUAACCAGCUUGAGCUAGCCAGUUUUUUUCAGCAGAGAUGUUAUAUGACAUGCGUUGCAAAAAACAUAGUGUUUUGAUAAUAAUGUUUAAAUUAUACCUAUUGCCUUAUUUUAGUAAACUUACUGUUUAAAAAAUUAUUAACAGUCUGUUAAAAC
Molecule: messenger RNA, 1227 nt
Organism: Astyanax mexicanus (Mexican tetra)
Lineage: Eukaryota; Metazoa; Chordata; Actinopteri; Characiformes; Acestrorhamphidae
Product: ILEI_FAM3C domain-containing protein
Exons: 10
Coding region: 190-936 (248 amino acids)
Source: RefSeq, a predicted model, not a curated record